AUGGACGGCGGCUGCCCGACGCCCCCCUGGCCCCUGCCGCGCGGGAGAGGGAGCGACGGCGCCCCCCCCCGCACCUGGCCUGCCUUGGCCUCCCCCCCCCCGGCAGCCCUGCCCCCUUUGCACUGCGGCAAGCAGGGGGGUGGCGUCGGGUCCGGCUGGCCGGGGAGGGGGCCCCGGCUCGCGUUCCCCAGGCCGCCCCCCCCGCCUCGCCCCCCGCGCCAGGCGCUGCGCAAAUUGGAAGCAGCUGCGGCCACGCCCCUCCUCCGCCGCGGAGGUCCGCCCGCCCGCCCCCCCGCCCCGUCUCACCCCCUGGCCCGGAGCCCUCGCUUGGGGGGAGGGGGCUCGCCGCUCGCAGCGGAGCCGCGGGGACCGGCCGGAGGGGCUUCCUUCGGCGGAGGGCUGCCUGCGGCCGGGCGCGGCCCCCCGGCAAGUGAGCGGACGCGGCCCGCCGGCGCCCCCCCCCCCCGCGAAGCGGCCGAGCCGGGCGGCGCGCCCCCGCCCCCCCGCCCGCCCCCCCGCUGGCCAGCGCCGCCAAGUCGGAGCUCAAGCGGCGCCUCUGCCCGCGCCGCCCGCCCGGGGGCCGCCGCCGCCGCCUCCUCCUCGGGGCCGGAGCCUGAGCUGCAGCGGGAGAGGCCCCGCUCCAGCCCCCGCUUCCCUCGGAGGAGGGAGCCUGGAGAAGAGCCAGACAUGGUCCCGCUGCUCUUCCUGCUGGGGGGCCUGGCGCUGGGACAGGGCUCGGCCGCUGUGGGCACCCUCGACCUGCAGAUAGACGAAGAGCAGCCCGUGGGCACCAUCAUUGGCGACAUCAGCGCAGGCCUGCCGCCUGGCACCGCCUCCUUCAUGUAUUUCAUUUCUGCCCAGGAGGGCAGCGGGGUGACCACCGACCUGGAGAUCGACGAGAACUCCGGCAUCAUCAAGACUGCACGCGUCCUGGACCACGAGAGCCGUGACCACUACAGUUUCAUCGCGGUCACCCCAGAAGGUGCCACGGUGGAGGUCCGUGUGCGGGUCAACGACAUCAACGACCACCACCCCACCUUCCCCAAGCAGCGCAGCUCCCUCCAGAUCCCCGAGCACACACCCCUCGGGAGCCGCUUCCCCCUCGAGCCGGCCUUUGAUGCAGACAGCGGCCUGCUGGAUACCCAGGGGUACUUGCUCAAGGGUGGGAACUUGGGCCAGGCGUUCCGGCUGGAGUCUCGCCGGGGCCCCGACGGAGUCCUGCACCCGGAGCUGGUAGUGGCCAGUGUCCUCGACCGGGAGGCCUGCGCCGCCUACGCUCUGCUCCUCGAGGCCUACGACGGCGGGUCCCCUCCUCGGAGCUCCCAGAUGACCUUGGACGUGUCGCUGCAAGACAUCAAUGACAACGCCCCUGCUUUCAACCAGAGCCGCUACCACACGCUGAUCCCGGAGAACCUCCAGCCCGGCAGCAGCAUCGUGCAGGUCUUUGCCUUGGACGUCGACGAGGGGGACAACGGGGCCGUGGUGUACGAGAUCAACCGUCGCCAGAGCGACCCGGAGCAGUACUUUGUUAUCGAUGCAACGACAGGGGUCAUCAAGCUCAACAAGGGGCUGGACUAUGAGUUGCGCAAGGUGCACGAGCUGGUGGUGCAGGCCCGGGACAAGGCCGUGCAUCCGGAGGUUUCCACGGCCUUCGUCACCAUCCAAGUGCGAGAUUACAAUGACAACCAGCCCACGAUGACCAUCAUCUUCCUCAGCGAGGACGGCUCCCCUCGCAUCUCUGAGGGAGCCCAGCCAGGGCAGUUUGUGGCGCGCAUCUCCGUUUCAGACCCGGACUACGGCGAGUAUGCCAACGUCAACGUCUCCUUGGAGGGGGGUGAAGGCAAAUUUGCCCUCACCACCAAAGACAACAUAAUUUACCUGAUCUGCGUGGACCAGCUGCUGGACCGUGAGGAACGGGACUCCUACGAGUUGCGAGUGACAGCUACUGACGCAGGAACACCGCCGCUGCGUGCGGAGUCGGCCUUUGUGCUCCAGGUGAUGGAUGUCAACGAUAACCCUCCCCUGUUUGAUGCUCAGGAGUACGAGCACACGGUCCCCGAGGUGGUCUAUCCGGGCAGCUUCGUGCUCCAGGUGACUGCCCGGGACAAAGACCAAGGGCCCAACGGGGAGGUCUGCUACAGCAUCCUGCACACCCCCCACACCCACUCCCACUGGUUUGCCAUUGACCCUGCGACGGGCAUCGUCACCACCGCCUCUGCCCUGGACUAUGAGGUCGACCCCCAGCCCCAGCUGACGGUUCUGGCCUCCGACCGGGGCAAGCCCUCCCUGUCCUCCACCGCCGUGGUCCGAGUGGUCCUGCAAGAUGUCAAUGACAACGAGCCCAUCUUCGAGAGCACCUUCUACAACAUCUCCCUGAAGGAGAACGUCCCUCCGGGCACCUGCUUCCUUCACGUGAGGGCGACGGACGCUGACAGCGGCUCCCGGGGCUCCGUCUCCUACUCGCUGGGCAGCGGCAUCAGCAGCUUUGCCCCCUCCGCAUUCAGGCUGGGGGAGGAGACGGGCCAACUGUGCACCGCGGGAGAGCUGGACCGGGACGAGGGCGUGGCCGCCUACGACUUCACAGUCACCGCAGUGGACGGGGGCGGGCUGAGCUCCAUGGCGUAUGUCAAGAUCUUCCUGGAAGACAUCAAUGACAAUGCGCCCGCUUUCUACCCGCUGGAGUAUGCCACCAGCAUCAGCACCCAGAGUCAGCCAGGCUCCGCUGUGCUGCGGGUCAGUGCCCACGACAAAGACGAAGGGCUGUAUGGGCACGUGACGUACCAGAUCGCCAGUGGCAACACCCCGUCACUCUUUGCCGUAAAUCCGGACACUGGUGCCGUCUCUUUGCUGCGGAGCCUGGCAGGCAAAGCCAACACCUUGGAGCACCUGGAGAUUGCAGCCCGGGACGGAGGGGGGCUGAGCGCCCAGCCCAAUGCCCGGAUCAACAUCAGUGUUGUUGCUGGCACCAUCUCCCCCCCGAGCUUUGAGCAGGCUCAGUACUACUUCACAGUCCCUGAAGACACCCGGCCGGGCAGCAGCGUGGGUGCCGUCUAUGCCCACAAUCCCCCAGGACACUUUGACGGUGUGUUUUACUCCAUCUCCUCGGGAGACCCGCAUGGCUCCUUCUCCAUCAACCCGGCCUCGGGAGAGCUGCACACCAGCCUGGCCCUGGAUCAUGAGGCGCAGGUGGCCCUGGUCCUGGAGGUGCAAGCCCGGAGCGGCUCCCCACCUGCGUACAGCAGCGCCCGGGUGCAGAUUAGCGUGGCGGACGUGAACGACAACGCCCCUUCCUUCCCGGUCCCCUUUGAGUCAGUGCUGUUGCCAGAGGGGGCAGCAUUGGGCACUGUCGUGUACACAGUGCACGCAGAGGACCGGGACAGCGGUGCCAACGGGCAAGUGCACUUUGAGCUGGUGCCCGGUGGGCCCAGCGCCUUCACCAUUGAGCACUUCUCAGGUAAGGUGCGGCUGGUGGGGGCCUUGCAACGAGAGGUGAGUGCUCCCUACCAGCUGGUCAUUCUGGCCCAGGACGGUGGGGUCCCACGGCUCAGUGCUACGUUCACACUGCUGGUGCACGUGCAGGCAGAAGAUGAGCACGGCCCGGUCUUCGACACACUCACUUACCGUGUGGAGGUGCGCGAAGGGGUGCCCGUGGGCACUCAUUUCCUGCAAGUGCGCGCGUUGGCACGGGAUUCUCACAUGCCUCUCACCUACCAUUUGCGUGCCGAUGGAGAUGCCACCAGCUUUGGCAUAGUGCCCGACACUGGCUGGCUGCACGCGCGCAGCACGCUGGACCGGGAGGUGCAAGAGCAGUAUGUGCUGACAGUCCUGGCCGUCGCUGGAGAUGGCGAGGGGCGUCAGACGGGCACCACCACCGUCCGAGUCACCGUCACGGAUGAGAACGACAACAGCCCUCGGCUGAGCGAGGAGCGCCAUUUCUUCACGGUGGCCGAGAACCAGCCCGCUGGCAGUAGCGUGGGCCGCGUGAUGGCCACUGACCGGGAUGCCGGGCAGAACAGCCGCCUCUCCUACCGCCUGCUUCCGCAUGAGGGCAGCUUCUUGAUCCACACGCAGACCGGGGAGCUGAGCAUACGACGGAGCCUGGACCGGGAGCAGCAAGCCAGCUACCAGCUGCAAGUCCUCGUCCAAGAUGGGGGCACCCCGCCACGCAGUGCCACGGGGACAGUCUACGUCACUGUGCUGGACGAGAACGACAACGCGCCCACCUUCUUGCACGUGGUGGAGGGGCGUGAGCUUUUCCUGCAGGUUCUGGAGGAGAAGCCGGCAGGGCUGCUGGUGGCUUCGUUGCAGGCCAAGGACCCCGACGAGGGUGAAAACGGGACCGUCUUCUACUCACUGGCAGGUGCGUGGGCUGAACGCUUCUCCUUGCACCUGGCCACAGGGGAAUUGCGCACAGCCACCAAACUGCGCCAGGCCGACUGUGGUGAAUACACCUUCACCGCAACCGCAAGCGACCGAGGCUCCAGUCCCCGUAGCACCGCAGCAGCUGUGCGCAUCCAGGUGGUGUCCGCAGCUCGGUUGCUCCCUCGACCGGACACCGCCGUGCUGACUUUCUCUCCCAUGGAGGGGCUGCAGCCCGGCUCCGUCAUUGGCUCAGUGGCCUCCCUGGAAAAGCUUCCUCAUGGGCAGGUGACCUACAUGUUGGUGGGAGGCAGUAACGGAGAUGGCACCUUUGUGGUGGACGCAGCCACGGGAGAAAUCUACGUGGCCCAAGAGCUGGACUAUGAGGCCAGGGCCCGACACACUCUGCAAGUGAACGUGGAAGACGCGCUGCGGGGGUACCCUAGCCAGCGCCUGGUGUUGGUUGAGAUUCACGUGCAGGACAGCAAUGACCACGUGCCCACCUGGCCACAAGACCCUGUGACGGUGGUGGUGUCGGAGAGCGCCACCUCUGGCAUGUCCCUCUUCACUUUCCAGGCUCUGGAUGGAGACGGGCCUGGCCCCAAUAGCCAGCUGAGUUACACCCUCGUGCACCCGGAGACAGGGCACUCCCCCUUCCAGCUGGACGCACACAGCGGGGAGCUGAGCCUGCGAGGCCUGCUAGACCGUGAGGCCCAGGCAGCCUACCUGCUGGUGGUGCGGGCCACAGACCAGGCGCGCAACGUCAGUCAGCGCCACUCGGCGGCCCUCACAGCACACGUCUUUGUCAUGGAUGAGAAUGACAAUGUUCCGGAGUUCCUCUCUCCAGCCAGAGUUGACAUUCCUGAGGACCAGCCGACAGGCUUUCUGGUGCUGCAGGUGCUGGCGAGGGACGGCGACUUGGGAGAGAAUGGGCGCAUCGGCUAUACAUUGCGAGCGGGGAAUGGCGAUGGAAGAUUUCACCUCAACCCUAGUACAGGAGCGUUGUCCAUCGUACGGCCACUGGACCGGGAGGAAGUGUCGCAGCAUAACUUGACCGUGGUGGCCACAGACCAUGGCUCCCCGCGGCGUUCGGCCACACAGCUGCUGAGGGUGCGCGUGCUGGAUGUGAACGACGAAACCCCGACUUUCCAGAGAAGCCAUUACGAGGCCAGCGUGGCAGAGAAUUUGCCACCAGGGGCCCCCGUCUUGCAGCUGCUUGCUACUGAUCGUGACCUGGAAGCCAGUGGGCAGGUGUCCUAUGGUGGCAUCUCCGGAGAGGACUUCUCCGUUGACCCCUCCACGGGCCUUAUCAGCACCCGGCGCUCCUUGGACCGUGAGGAGCAGGCAGAGCACCUGCUGACAGUGUAUGCGCGCGACGGAGGUGUGCCCCCACACCAGGCCAAGGUUUCGGUGCGCAUCCUGGUGGCUGAUGAGAACGACAAUGGCCCGGCCUUCCAGAGCGAGGCGUGUGCCUUGGAGGUGCCGGAGAACCAGAGCCAGGUGGAAGUGAUCACCCUAUGUGCCACGGACCACGAUGCAGGCGAAAACGGCCGCCUCUCAUACCAGCUGACAACCGGAGAUCCCGAGAAGGACUUUGCCCUAAACCCCACCUCAGGCAAGCUGUACACGACCCGAGGGCUGGACCGGGAGCGAACCCCCAGAUAUGCGCUGACCGUGGAGGCUUGUGACCACGGUUCACCCCCCCGCUGUGCCAACCUGGCGCUCCACGUGCAAGUGCUGGACCUGAACGACAACGCCCCCCGCUUUGCCCAGGGGGCCUACUUGGCAGAAGUCCCCGAGGACCUGCCCGUGGGCUCCGUGGUGCUGCAGCUGGCAGCUCUGGACCCAGACGAGGGAGCCAGUGGCCAGAUUUCAUACUUUCUGGCCAAGGAGUCCCUGGGUACCUUCCAGGUGGAGCCCGAGACGGGCCGCCUCACCCUCUCCCAUGCUCUGGACCGGGAGCGCCGGGCGACCUACAGCUUCCUAGCCUUGGCAGUGGAUUCCUCCCCCCUGAACCCUCAGAGCACUUCCGUGCGGGUCACGGUCACUGUCCAGGACGUGAAUGACCACUUCCCUACGUUCCCACUCAGCCCGCUGGCCGUCACGCUGCCUCGCAACACGCCUGGCAGGAGGGUGGUGGCCACGCUGUGUGCCGAAGACCACGACGCCGGAGCCAACGCCUCGAUCCUCUACCGCUUCGCCACGCCCUCCCCAGCCUUCUCCAUCAACACCUACACAGGGGUCAUCGAGCUGCUGAAGCCCCUGUCAGCCAUGGGUCAGCGCCAGCGCACCUUGUUCGUGGUGGCCAGCGACAUGGGGCAGCCCUCCCUCUCCUCCACCGGCGUGGUGGUCAUUCACCUGCAGGAGGAGAGUUACCGGGGGGUGCGCUUCCCCCGCAGCAGCAGUGACGUGGCCCUGCCUGAGAACGCCGCCCCAGGUACCACCGUGGUGAGCAUCCCUGCCGCUCACACCACAGGCUCCUCGGGCCGUAUCACCUACAGCAUCGUCAGCGGCAACGAGAGGGGAGCCUUCCACAUCCAGGCCAGCUCAGGCGUGGUCUCUGUGCGAAAUCCGGGGGUGCUGGACUUUGAGGCGAGCCCCCGCCUGCGUCUGGUGCUGCAGGCUGAGUCGGCCUCCUCUUUCGGCUUCCUGGCCGUUCAGGUCAAUCUGCAAGAUGUGAACGACAACCACCCACGCUUUCAGCUGCAGAAUUAUGUGGCUUUCAUCCGGGAGGCGCAAGGCUAUGACUCGCCUGUCAUCCAGGUGGUGGCUGAUGACGUGGAUCAAGGCCCCAAUGGGCAGGUGACCUACAUGAUCAACCAGACACUGCCCAUGAACGGGCUCUACCACAUCAAUGCACAAACAGGUUCUAUCACCACAGCAGCCAUUCUGGACAGGGAGAUCUGGGCUCAGACGCGGCUGGUGCUGACCGCCACAGACAGAGGAAGUCCUCCCCUGGUGGGCUCGGCCACGCUGACCGUGGUGGUGAUGGACGUGAAUGACAACAACCCCACCAUCCCCGCCCCCUGGGAGGUGCGGGUGCCUGAAAACACCCUCCUGGGCACGGAGAUCACCAUGGUGACCGGCAAUGACGUGGACUCCGGCCCACUGCUCUCCUACCUGCUUGUGCUGGACAGCAGCGUGAGGGGCACCUUCGGCAUCCUGCGCUACGGGGGCCGCAUUAUGCUGAUGGGGCCGCUGGACUAUGAGCAGCGUCGCCGCUACACCCUGACGGUGCGCGCCUCUGACUCCCAGCACGAGACGGAGGCCAACGUCACCGUGCUGGUGGAAGACGUCAACGACAACGCGCCCCGCUUUGCCCAGGCCCUGUAUCAGGUGCUGCUGCCAGAGCACACCCCGGCUGGCAGCCCCAUCCUGACGCUCAGUGCCACCGACCUGGACUCUGGCACCAAUGGGGAAGUCACCUACCAACUGGCCACGCCCAGCCAUGCCAUUGCCAUUGAUCCACACAAUGGCACCCUCUUCACCACACAGCCCCUCCUUCUGGAGCCAGGGCCCCCCACGCUGGACGUGCGGGUGGAGGCCCAUGACGGGGGCUCUCCCAAACUCUCGACCUGGACCACUGUGCAAAUCCAGGUGCUGGAUGUGAAUGACCACGGACCUCAGUUCUCGCAGCCAUGCUACAACGCCAGCGUGCCCGAAGACCAGCGCCCGGGCACCACAGUGCUCACCCUGCAUGCCACAGACGGCGACGUCGCCCGGGACAACGCGGCCGUGGACUACACCAUCGUCAGUGGGAACAGCGGGCACACGUUCCAGCUGGAGGGCCAGGUGGGCGGGGCCAGCGCCUUGGUCCUGGUUGAGCCCCUGGACUUUGAGGCGGUGGCGCUCUAUAACCUGACCGUGGCAGUGACUGACCGAGGCGUGCCUCAGCACAGUGCCGUCGUGCUGGUUGUUCUCACCGUGCUGGAUGCCAACGACAACCCGCCGGUGUUUGGCCGCCCCACCUACCACAUGGCUGUGAGUGAGAGCGCUGCCCCCGGAACAGAGCUCCUCCGCGUGGCUGCCCAUGACCCCGACUCGGGCACCCACGGCCAGGUCCACUACCGCAUCAGCUCUGGGGACCCCGGCGGGCUCUUCCACGUGCACCCCUCCACCGGAGCCCUUCGCCUCUCCAAGAGCCUGGACUGUGAAGAGCAGGCCCAGCACAUCCUGGUGGUGCAGGCCUCGGAUGGGGCAGGCGGGCACUUCGCACUGGCCUCGGUCACCAUUGAGGUAAAGGACGUCAAUGACAACACCCCCUACUUUCCCCGGGAGUUGUUGAGCACCAGCCUGCGGGAGAACCUGCCCCCUGGCAGCUUGGUCACCACCGUGCAGGCCGUCGACACAGACGUGGGCGUCUUUGGGGAGCUGCGUUACGCCCUGCUGCGGACGGAGGGGUGGGAGGCCUUCAGCAUCAACAGCACUUCCGGGGCACUGCACUCCCGGCUGCCUUUUGACUACGAGCGCAGCAAGGCGGUCCAGCUGCAGGUCCAAGCCACGGAUGCAGGGAACGCCUCAGCCACCGUCACCGUGCGCGUUCUGGUGACCGGCGAGGACGAGUACGACCCAGUCUUCCUCAGUCCAGCCUUCAGCUUUGAGGUUCCCGAAGGGGCACGCAAGGGGCACAGUAUUGGGCACGUGGUGGCCACCGAUGAGGACGAGGGCCCGGACGGGGUGGUGCUCUACACCUUGACUAAGCCAUCCCCCUUCUUUGGGAUCAACCAGACGAGCGGCACCGUCUACCUCCGUGUCGACAGCCAGGUGCCGGCAGGCAGUCCUCCCAAGCGGGAGCCGCGAGAGAUGGUGCUGGAGGUGCAGGCCCAUGGGCCCCUGCCUGCCUCCCGCUCCACCACUGCCCAAGUCACCAUCGACGUCACGCACACCUCCUUUGGGCUGGUGCCCGACCUCAACCUGCUGCUGGUGGUGGCGGUGGCAGCCUCACUCGGCGUGGUGGUGUUGUUGGCUGCUGUGGCCAUUGUGUUGGCCCUCGUCCGCUCUCGACAAGACCAUGGCCAUAAAGAGACGGACUUGGCCCACGUGAAGAGCGCCUCAUUGCAGAAGUUGGGCCACGCUGAGCCAGCCCUGCCUGGUGGGGACUGCCUCUACCACGAGGCGCUGCCUGGCUAUGGCACGGAGCCCGCUGGGCCCUACGCCAGAGGGGGAUCGCUGGACCCCUCCCACUCAAGCGGCCGUGGCUCCGCGGAGGCAGCUGAGGAUGACGAGAUCCGCAUGAUCAACGAGUGCCCCCGCAUGUCCAGCGUCACCUCUUCCCUGCAGGAGCAUUUGGCUGCCCGAGGGCCAGACUCCGGGAUCCAGACGGAUGCUGAUCGCCUCUCGGACGUGUCUUGCGAGCCAGCCACUCUCGACGCAUCCCACUGGUUCAAGAACAGGAAGGGGCCCGGCCUGCUGCUGCCCGGGCAGCCCCCGCAGCACUACCGGGACGAUGGGGGCGGUAGCGUGGCCUACUUGGGGACUGGCUGUGGCCUCAACAUCUCAGCCACCAAAGACUAUUCCUUUCCAGAGGACGGGAAGCCAUGCGUGGACGGCUCCCUCACGGCCAUUGUGGCAAGUGAUGAGGAGCUCCGUGGCAGCUACAACUGGGAUUACCUGCUCAACUGGUGCCCCCAAUUCCAGCCGCUGGCCAGCGUCUUCACAGAGAUUGCGCGCCUCAAGGACGAGAGCUCCCUGCGCAAGCCCUUCCCCACCAAACCCAAGCCCCGCAUCGACCCACCACCCCUCAUCACCUCAGUCGCACACCCCAGCGCCAAGUCUGUGCCCCCCAAGCCCGCCGUGGGCCGGGCCUUCCCCCACCUCUCCUCGCUACGACGUUCACCCAUCAGCCACGAGGGCUCGCUGUCUUCGGCUGCCAUGUCACCCAGCUUUUCCCCCUCACUGUCGCCCCUAGCUGCUCGCUCCCCUGUUGUCUCGCCCUUCGGGGUUUCCCAGGGCCCCUCCGCCUCCGCCAUAAGCACUGAGCACUCCUCAGAGACCCCUGAUGGGGCUGAGCUCCGCAUCUAG
This is a messenger RNA of Euleptes europaea (tarantolino), 10380 nucleotides long. It is a transcript of the gene DCHS1, whose product is annotated as dachsous cadherin-related 1. Lineage: Eukaryota; Metazoa; Chordata; Lepidosauria; Squamata; Sphaerodactylidae. Gene Ontology annotation, cellular component: plasma membrane; catenin complex. The coding region runs from base 1 to 10380 and encodes 3459 amino acids. Gene Ontology annotation, molecular function: calcium ion binding; cadherin binding. The transcript has 21 exons. The record is from RefSeq and is a predicted model, not a curated record. Gene Ontology annotation, biological process: homophilic cell-cell adhesion.